Molecule: messenger RNA, 1866 nt
Organism: Papilio polytes (common Mormon)
Lineage: Eukaryota; Metazoa; Arthropoda; Insecta; Lepidoptera; Papilionidae
Gene: Nol8
Product: probable RNA-binding protein CG14230
Exons: 8
Coding region: 84-1796 (570 amino acids)
Molecular function (GO): RNA binding
Source: RefSeq, a predicted model, not a curated record
AUACCGCAUGUUUUUGGGUUUAUUUACUUUUAUUUAACCCUAUUUAAUUUAAGAGAAUAUAAAUAAUUAAUAUCUUACAGGGUAUGUCGUUCCAUACUCGUUUGUUUGUGGGAAAUAUCCCCAAAAGUUUAAGUGAAAAUGAUUUACGUGAAGCCUUCACAAGCUAUGGAGAAAUUAUCAAUUUGGAUAUAAAACAAAAACCUGGAGCUGAGAAUGACGAAAAGCGUUUUGCAUUUUUAACUUUGUCUGCUUCGAAUUAUGAGGUUGAGUCUUGCAUAAAGAAAAUAGCUGAUGUAGAUUUUAAUGGACAAAGAUUGUAUGUAACCCGAGCAAGGGAAAGUUUCUUAGAAAGACUUCAGCGGGAAAGAGAACAAGCUAGUAAAAAAGAAGAAAAGAAAGAGACUGUAAGCCAUACAAAUAAAGAGAAUCCUACAAUUAACUUAGGUACAAGACUAAAUCCACCGAAAAGGAAAAUUGAUGAAACAUGGACAAAUGAUAACCAAUUGUAUAAAAAUCCAAAAGCAUUCAAGAACAACAAAAGUACUGAUUUUCAGUCUAAUAAUAUAAAUGAAAAUAUUGGAGAUGAUAAAAAGUUAAGUUCAGAUCAGAAAAGAUUAGAAUCAUUGAAAAGAAAGAGGCAAGAGUUUAAAGAGAAAAAGAAUAUAAUUAAAACGGGAUUGGUUGGAAUUGAUAAAGUACCAAAUAAGAAAGUUAUAUUUUCUGAUGAUGAAGACGGUAACAUAGAUAAGAACACUUCAACUUAUCAAGAUAAUAUUAAUAACAAACCUAAAAAUGGAAAGAAUAUAUUGUUUGAUGAUGAAGAAAGUGAUUCCGAAGUAACUUUUGAAAUAAAGAAACAAUUUGAAGGGAAAAAAGGACAAAAGAUUUUAGAUUUACAAUCUAGAUAUAAAUCUGACAAGCGGUUCACAUUAGAUGAAAGGUUUAUUGAUGAUCAGUCUGAUGAUGAAAAUAAUGAAGAAAAAGCUACUACAGGUGAUGACAGAGUUGAUGUUGGCCAAGUUGAUGAGAAAUCUAAACAACUAAAUAUUUUACAAGAUGUCCUUGGUGUUACUAUAAAAACUCAUAAUUCUGAGCAUCUCCAGAAAACAAAACCUAAGCUUGGUAUGUUAAGGUAUGAUCCAAUGCAUCCAGAACAUGCUAAAUUCUUAGCACCAGCGACUACACAAGAAGUACCAAAAAAAGCAAAGAAAGCAAAAAAAUCCAAGGAGAUACCAGUAGAGCCUCCACUAGCACCCACAGUUGUAGAAAAUGUAGAAGUUUCAAAGGAACAAUUUUACUCAGUCAGUGACACAUUAAAAGAAGCUCUUGUUCAACCAACUAAAUUUAGUUUACGUGAUUUAUUUGGUAAUAAAGAAAAUGAUAAAGAAGUUGUAGAAGAAAGUGCAGACUAUAUACCUUUAAACCUACCAAAAGAAAAAGAAAAGAAAUCAAGAAACCCACUUGACACUGGUGAAAGAAAUCCAUUUGUGUAUGAUUCUUCUGAUUCUGAAGAUGAAGGGCAAGAUAAACAGAAAGAAAUCCAGGUGCCAGAGGAAAAGCAGGUCAAAGCAGUUUGGAGAGAAAACUUAUUUUUCUCUAAGGAUGAUUCCAGACUUAGAGAGGGAUUACUGUUCUUUAACAAGUUUGAAGAAAGUGAAGUGAAAAAGGAAAGAAGAGGUCUUAAAACCGUUAUGAAGAAAAGAAUAUAUAAUAAAGAAAGAAAGAACCAAAUGUUCCAAAAGAAAAUUGGUGGCAGACAAAAAUCUAUGAAAAAAGAUAUUAGAAAAAGAAGAUAAAUUAAUUAAAAUAAAUCUACACCAACACUAGCUUGUUUAUUUUUUUUAACUUCAACUAAAUACAUUGAUA